AGCAAGGCAAAAUUGUGAAUUUAUAACACAAUGAAAAUGCUCGGUAAGAAAAGCUGUGCUUGUGAAAAUCUCUGCCUUCCUGGACUCAUUCGGUGCAUUUUGCAUUUGCAUAUUAAAAGAAUCUGAAAUUAACAACUUAUCUGAAGAAAAAGCACAAGUAGCAGACACCCAGGCAAAGAUGUAGAUGACCAAGAGGUGUUUUCCCCUUCUGGCUUGGGCUUAAAUCUCUCCGUCACGGACCAGGACAUUUCUCUGAGGAAAUGGAUACGUCUUCCCAAAAAUACCCAGUCAAAAAGCGAGUGAAAAUUCAUCCCAACACAGUAACAGUGAAAUACACUUCUCAAUAUCCCCAGCCAGGAGAAGAGGGGUAUGAGGAUGUUAAUGAAGAUACGGGAGUAUUUAUGGAGGAUAAUCCUAAGAAAAGACUACUGAAUGAUGGGAAAAAGAGAGAAAGGACUUUUUUUGGUACAAUAGACACCAAGCUUCAGCCAGCCCAACUGCCAAAACCCAAUGAAAUUGGGCAAUCCCAGCAUUUUCCUGAAGGAAAUAUACUGCAGUCGAGGAAAACGUGGGUAGUUCUUUUUGGAUCUGCCGUGGCUCACGGAUGUGUGGCUCUAAUUACAAGAUUAAUUUCCGAUCGUUCCAAAGUGCCAUCCCUAGAGCUCAUUUUCAUCCGUUCAGUCUUACAGGUGCUGUCUGUUACUGUUGUGUGUUAUUACCAUGAGCCUCCCUUUGGCCCCAAAGGCUACAGACUCCGGCUCUUCUUCUAUGGGGUCUGCAAUGUUAUCUCCAUUACCUGUGCUUAUACCUCCUUCUCUAUAGUUCCCCCCAGCAAUGGGACCAUUAUGUGGAGGGCUACCACUACAGUGUUCAGUGCCAUCUUGGCUUUUUUACUCAUAGAUGAAGGAAUGGCUUACACAGAUGUAAUUACUGUAGUUGGCAGCGUGUUCGGCGUUUGUCUCGUUAUGAUCCCCAACAUUGUUAAGGAGGAAAACUCUUUGCUCAGCACCUGGAAGGAAGCUUUUGGCUAUACCAUGACGGUUAUGGCAGGUUUGACCACUGCUCUCUCCAUGAUAAUCUAUAGGUCAAUCAAAGAUAACAUCAGCAUGUGGACAGCGCUGUUCACCUUUAGUUGGACAGGAACAGUGUGGGGAGCAUCCACCAUGUUCUUACUUCAAGAGCCAAUCGUCCCACUGGAUGGAGAAACGUGGAGCUAUCUCCUUGCCAUCUGCCUGUGCUCCACAGCAGCCUUCCUGGGGGUCUACUAUGCCCUGAGCAAGUUCCACCCCGCUUUGGUCAGCACCGUACAGCACCUGGAGAUAGUCAUUGCCAUGGUCCUGCAGCUUGUCGUCUUGCGGAUCUUCCCAGGUACUUAUGAUCUCGUUGGGGGCGCAGUUAUUUUGGUUAGUGUUUUUUUCCUUGCGUGUUAUAAACUGUCCUGGAAGAAUUUAGGAAAACAAGAUUAUCAGGAGAUUGUGGAUUCUUCCAUUAAAUGAACUGCGGUUUUGCCAUCCGAUUAUGGCUGUGUGACCACGUGACAGAAACAUAUUUCAACUCUGUGGUGUUCUAGCCUAGCAGCCAGGUCCUCUCUCUACUGUUUAAAUUCACAGCUGAUUGUAGCAAUGUUGGUAUUUCCCGACUUCCAUGCCAGGUGAAUUUGUUCUAGUGCGUACAACCACUGGCAUUUUGUCAUAUAAGAAAUGGCUAUUCAUCUCCAGCACGUAGGGUGCGUGAAAGCACAGGUCACAGGCGUGUUCUUCCUCACCUUCCCUGGAUAAGGCAAUACAGAGACAGAGGGAUUCCCUAGUGACUCUCAUUCCUGUGCAGUGUUGUAGUAGGAAAAUGAACAGUAAAACGGUCAACCAGAGUAUUCAUAUCCUCUGUAACGCUUUUUAUGCUUUGGCUGCAAUAUUCUAAAUGAAGCAAUGCUACUAUUUCUGUGGUUAAAACUUGCAUUUCCUGUGUGUAUAAAGAAUAAGUCAGUAAAGCUUUUUGUGCUUGGUGGUUAAAUUUCCAUCUGAAUUGAAGCAGGAAGCCCAGACCUACUGCGGGGGAAAGAGAGCCCCAAAAACUGGAUCUCCAGUUGUGCCACAG
Messenger RNA from Egretta garzetta (little egret), 2094 nucleotides. It is a transcript of the gene SLC35G2, whose product is annotated as solute carrier family 35 member G2. Lineage: Eukaryota; Metazoa; Chordata; Aves; Pelecaniformes; Ardeidae. Gene Ontology annotation, cellular component: plasma membrane. The transcript has 3 exons. Bases 261 to 1496 code for a protein of 411 amino acids. The record is from RefSeq and is a predicted model, not a curated record.